This is a messenger RNA of Nycticebus coucang (slow loris), 4175 nucleotides long. It is a transcript of the gene TMEM18, whose product is annotated as transmembrane protein 18. Lineage: Eukaryota; Metazoa; Chordata; Mammalia; Primates; Lorisidae. The coding region runs from base 158 to 574 and encodes 138 amino acids. Gene Ontology annotation, cellular component: nuclear membrane. The transcript has 5 exons. The record is from RefSeq and is a predicted model, not a curated record.
GUGACCUGGAUUUAAAAGUUACAGAACUAUCGCGAGAGGAAAGCCACUGCGUAGUCUCGUGAACCAGGGUAUCUCGCGAGAAAAAAGCAUCCCGCACUUCCUUCCUGGAGCCCAGCCGAGGGUUCGCGGCUGCUGUGGGGGCGGGCUUUCUGGAACCAUGCCGUCUCCGUUUUCCGUGAGCUCCUUCCCAGACAGCAUUCCCGCGGUCAUCACGACAGACUGGACUGAACCAUGGCUGGUGGGGCUCGCUGUCUUCCAUGUGCUCUGCCUGCUCCUGACCUGUGCCUCCUCCCAGAGCUACAGAUUGCAGAUUGGGCAUUUUCUGUGCCUUGUGAUUUUGGUCUAUUGUGCAGAAUACAUCAAUGAGGCGGCUGCGAUGAACUGGAGAUUAUUUUCAAAAUACCAGUACUUUGACUCCAGGGGGAUGUUCAUUUCCAUCGUGUUCUCAGGACCGCUGCUGUUGAACGCCAUGAUCAUCGUGGUCAUGUGGGUGCGAAAGACGCUUAGCGCGAUGACAGACCUGAAGAGCCUUCAAGAGAAGAGCAAAGAGAAGAGGAGGAGGAAGGAGGAGUGAAGCACGGCCGCCUCCUGUGCCUGUCGGCUGCCCUGCAUCCUCGGCCCGGAUCCCAGUGCCAGCAGCUCCAGUGUGAGAAACCGCCUCUCAUCCCCACAGCCGAGCACGGAGCAGCAUCUUCAGUGCCAGGAUCUCUGGGUGGCUGUGGGAAGGGUUUCGCAGAGUUUCAUGACUUGGAGUUUGAUGUGAAGACAUCCACGUUGUUCAUGGACUCAUUACAGAGUGUGCAGUGAAUGUGCGUCUGUGAAGCUGGGUGAUAAAUGGUGCUGCCUCCCCUCGGCUCCCCGACUCGUCAUGCUGGACACUGCAGUGGGUCUCAGCAGAGGGCAAUUUUCCUUCCAGGAGACAGGGCAAAGCCAGGUGACACUGUAGGUUGUUGCGGGUGGGAGGCGUCCUUGCAUCAGUUGAGGGGCUGGGGGUGCUACCACCACAGGCAGCACGCAGAAUGCCCCACAUGGGGGAGGAUGCCCCUUGACACCUGUAAGGCAGCUUCUCAAAAAACACGAUAUCUGAAGUUAACGAAAUCCCAAUGAAGCUUCGUCUACUCAAAGUUAAGAGCCCCGUCACUGAAUCACUUAAGAAUAUUGAAAUAAAAUGGAAGCCCAUAUAGUCAGGAUUCUGUGGAAAAGAAUAUGUUGAAUGAGCCUUUUGAUUUUCCUAUGCAAAAGUGAACAUUUAACCAUUUCACCUAAUGCAUUUCUGUGGCAGAUGUAAAGCGCAAUUGUGGUCCUUCCCGAGCAGCGUGGCUCUUUGGCAGUUGGGGUGCUUAGGAGCAGGACCCCUGCUGGGAGAGGUGUGCAGUGACUCUGACCCCGCUUCUAAGCAGCCCACACCCAGGACACUUGUUCCUGGCCAAUUUGUAGCUUGAGAACAGCAGGUAGUUAGAGACCCAGAUUUUUAAAAAAACAAUGUUAGGAGGAAAUGACACUGUGCAUUGUGUUCACAGGCCUGAUCAUGCCUUUCUGAAAAGCACCAAUUCCAAAUGUUUAAUGUUUGGGAGAGUUCACUGCAUCACAAGGUAGUUUUGCAGAAAGUGCAAGUGAACGCAUGGUGCAGCCUGGUGUGGAAUGUCCAGGAUGCCUGGACUCGGCCACCAGCUCAAUGUCCUGUCUCGAGCCCUCAGGACUGAGGCAGACGGUGAACAGUGGGACAGGAUGUGAUGGGCAGUUUGCGAUGCUGCCUGCAUCCUGGCCUCCCCUGCACUGCUCCUUGUGCACCUGACUCAGGUAAUGCAGCAGGAACUCAGGGCUUGUAGGCACUUUGUAAAGAUAGUGUGAUACUUUCAUCGAUGGUGUACUACCCUGUUUCCUCGAAAAUAAGACAUCCUCUGAAAAUAAGACCUACUUGCAGGAAAGAUAAGACGUCCCCUGAAAAUAAGACAUAGUGCAUCUUUGGGAGCACGCCUGUCUUAUUUUCGGGGAAACGGUACCUGUACUGUGCCAUCUGAGUCUCAGUUUCCUGUGAUAAAACUCAAGCUGCUGGCUUUGCACAAACUUUAUAUUCAUGACCAACACAGGUGUGUGUGGGUGGGGUGGGGGGGAAUGGUUACAUUUUGUUUUCAUAAAAACAAACCACACUGUUUUUAACUGUUCAGUAUUCAGCACCUUACGUUGCAGUAUUAACAAGUGCCUGAAUGUUUUGUCCUCAUCCUGGGGAAAGUCCUACAUUCCAAAAUCACCUGCAGACCCCUGAGUGAUGUGUAAGAGAGCAGGUGUCACCUCACUCUGUGCUGUGUCCACAUCUGUCAGGGGGAGCAUCACAGGUGGUCUUUUUAUCUGCUCAUAUAAAACUAAUGUUUUUACUCUGUAUAUAGACAAUGAGGAAAGGAGAGUGAUGACUGAGGAAAUACUUUGUGCAUUCCAUAUGCAUGACACCUUAAGUGCACCAACUGCUGUGCAGUAAAAUCUUUCCCUAAUAGUGUAUAGUAUAUUUUCCCCCAAAUUGUGUAUUCAUCUUGCAUCUUCCUGUAAGUGCAGACAGCAGUGCCCUGGAGUGUCCUGCACCCUGGGGGGUCCCUGCUUCAUCUCUGUGCUCUGCAGGCUGGGAGGGUUGGCCGCGCCCUGGCCAGGAGAAGGCCACAGCUCAGCAUGGACUGUGCAAGUCAGAAGGGAAAGCGUGAAACCCGAGCCAUGGCCUGUUAGAGUGACAAGGGAAUGUUGACAUGCUCUCUCUCUUUACAAAAAUGAAUGUGGAUAUCUAAUUUGAAAGUCAUCUCAUUAAAUAUCUUUCAUUUUAAAAGAAUUAUUUUCUCUAAUAUUAAAAAUAUUAUUCUUUUGGGGUGGCGCCUGUGGCUCAGUGGGUAGGGCGCCGGCCCCAUGUGCCGAGGGUGAUGGGUUCAAACCCGGCCCCUGCCAAACUGCAACAAAAAAAUAGCCGGGCACAUUGUGGCGGGAGCCUGUGGUCCCAGCUACUUGGGAGGCUGAGGCAGGAGAAUCGCCUGAACUCAGGAGUUGGAGGUUACUGUGGGCUGUGAUGUCACAGCACUCUACUGAGGGUGACAAAGUAAGACUCUGUCUCUACAAAAAAAAAAAAUAUUCUUUCAAAAAAAAUUUUUUUUUGGUAAAGCUUUCCUAACAGUAAUAGUAAAGAACAGUUUAUACUGGCGGUGGCACCCAUUGCUCAGUGGGUGGGGCGCCAGCUGCAGACAUCAAGGCUGGCAGGUUCAAGCCCAGCCUGGGCCAGCUAAAACAAUGACAAGUGCAACAACAACAACAAAAUAGCCAGGUGUUGUGGCGGGCACCUGUAGUCCCAGUUACUUGGUAGGCCGAGGAGGAGAAUCGCUUGAGCCCAGGAGUUGGAGGUUGCUGUGAGCUGUGACGCCACUGCUCUCUACCCAGGGUGAUAGCUUAAGACUCUGUCUCAAAAAAAAUAAAUAAAUAAAACAGUUUAUACAAAAAAUUGUGACUACUGCAAUUUCAAAUAAAUUUAAUUUUCCCACAAAGUUCCACACACACAUAAAAAUGGAAAGUAAAUGUACAGAGGAGCUGCAGGCUGAUAGGUACGGACAUUGCCAGCCACCAAGCCCUCAGUCCCCGAAUGAGCUGGCCGGGUUCCUGUCUCCUCGCAGGCUGGUCUCCCCAUGUUGUGCAGAGCACACAUCAUGUGCAGCUGCCCAUCUGCGUGUGUGGACUGGGGAUGGUGAGGAGCCACGUAACGUGUUCUCUGGUCAGGACAGCGGGAUGCGUUAUCUGUGUGUCUAUAUGGUAGAUUUACCCAUGACCCUUCAUCAUGAAUGUGUGCUGGUUACACAGUGUGCUCUGAUUUCAGGGGCAUGAAACCUUCACAAAGACCACCAGCAGGACUCAGGACUCUCAGGCCGGGUGUCUGGGUGUCCUGUGCCAUGGGACACAACGUGGGACGUGCUGCCAGCAGGAGGCCCCGCGCCCCUGUGCUGGGGUGUGUGGGGCAGUGCUGGUGUGAAGUGCCUGCCAACCACCUCUCCUGUGCUCGCGGGCAGUCCCUGAGCAUCUGGUUGUGGUCUGGGGCAGCAGAUUUGGAGAGUAAGUUGCACUGUGUUGUGGAGUAAGUCCUGCUGGGCUGGCCCCUACGACUCAGGCACUAACAUCAGAAGGAAAUCUAAGGGAAUUAAGGAAGGGGAGCA